GGCAUACUGGACAGUCCGUCCGUGUGUGUGCGUGCCCACUGCUCUCCUGUCCAACAGAUGCUAAUGAUGGAGUUAGUGCUUCGGAGCAGUUACCGUCGGCACGGAAACGAGAGUCCGGUUGGUGGGUCUGCGGUUGCCGCGACCGCAAGAGCCAUUUGCCGGUGGCUGACUCCUAAAGCCGAGGAUAAGGCGGGAUUAGGCGAACUGGCUUAA
This is a messenger RNA of Protopolystoma xenopodis, 213 nucleotides long. NCBI's taxonomy places the organism in Eukaryota, Metazoa, Platyhelminthes, Monogenea, Polystomatidea, Polystomatidae. The record is from the annotation of a GenBank genome assembly.